Molecule: messenger RNA, 6383 nt
Organism: Hirundo rustica (Barn swallow)
Lineage: Eukaryota; Metazoa; Chordata; Aves; Passeriformes; Hirundinidae
Gene: ANO5
Product: anoctamin 5
Exons: 22
Coding region: 120-2864 (914 amino acids)
Biological process (GO): chloride transmembrane transport
Cellular component (GO): plasma membrane
Molecular function (GO): protein dimerization activity; chloride channel activity
Source: RefSeq, a predicted model, not a curated record
UCAUGCUGCGAGGCGGGAGGGACAGGGUAAGGCAUCAUACAAUGGACAGGAAGCUGCGGGCUGGAACUGCAGAAGGAAGAUAGAAGGAAAGAAAGGGCCAGAGCUGCGUGGAGCUACUUAUGGGACUGCAACAUAGAAAAGAUGACAUUGCGGUUCUCACCAAGUUCAAGCUAUCGCGGUCAGAAGGGGAAGAAUGCAACGGGCCUGAAACUAUUUCAACUGCAGGAUCAGAAAUCCCAAGCAGCUCUGAGGGCCUAAGCAGCACUGAGACUACUUUACUCAUCCCUGAACAUCAAGGGAUUGAUAAAAGACAUCAAAGCAAAGAUUCUAUUUUCUUCAGGGAUGGUGUCAGGAGAAUUGAUUUUGUUCUCUCCUAUGUGGAUGAUCUUAAUAAAGAAUGGGAAAAAAAGUUGGAAAGGAGAAAGGAAUUUGAGAGCAACCUGCAAAAGGCUGGUUUGGAGCUGGAAACAGAAGACAAGAAGGAAUCUGAAGACGGCAAGAUUUUUUUUGUGAAGAUCCAUGCGCCGUGGGAGGUUCUGAUCACCUAUGCAGAAGUGCUGAACAUUAAAGUCCCCAUCAGGGAAAAUGACAUUCCCUCCACGGUAGAGAACCCCCUGGACUGUGUGCUUUUCCCACUCAGGCUGCCCGAGAAGGUGAUGCACCCCGAACCGGAUUAUUUCACAGCCCCCUUCAGCAAGGACAAGCAGGAGCUGUACCUCAUUAAUGAUGAGAGCACUUUCUUCUCACCUUCCAUGAGAAACAGAAUAGUUAAUUAUAUUCUUACACGUUGCCCAUAUGGAACAGAAGAAGGGAAGAAAAAAUUUGGGAUUAAGAGGCUGCUGAACAAUGGCACCUAUACAGCUGCAUAUCCUCUUCAUGAUUGCCAGUACUGGAAGAAGGCCAGUGACCCAAACUGUGACAGUGAGAGGUACACGCUCUACAUGGAGUGGGCACGCUUCCUGCGCUUCUACAAGGAGCAGCCCUUGGACCUGAUCAGAAAGUACUAUGGUGAGAAGAUUGGGAUCUAUUUUGCCUGGCUAGGAUUUUACACCGAGAUGUUAUUCCUUGCAGCAGUUGUUGGCUUAAUCUGUUUUCUUUAUGGCUUGUUUACAAUGGAUGAAAAUAUGAGCAGCAAAGAAAUCUGUGACCCUUCAAUUGGAGGAGAGAUCAUCAUGUGCCCACUUUGUGACCGAGACUGCGAGUACUGGCGGCUGAACACCACGUGCGAGUCCUCCCAGUAUUCCCAUUUGUUUGACAACGUGGCAACUCUCUUCUUUGCCAUUUUCAUGGGUAUAUGGGUUACACUUUUCUUGGAGUUUUGGAAGAGGCGGCAAGCAAGACUGAAAUAUGAAUGGGAUUUGGUUGAUUUUGAAGAGGAACAGCAACAGCUCCAGCUGAGGCCUGAGUACGAGGCCAAAUGUACCCAAAAGAAGAGGAAUCCUGUAACUCAGGAGAUGGAGCCUUAUUUGCCUUUAACUAGCCAGGCCGUGCGAUUCUGUGUCUCUGGAGCCACAGUGUUGUUCUGGGUGUCCCUGAUCAUAGCCAGCAUGAUAGCCGUGAUCGUGUACCGCCUGGCAGUGUACGCCGCCUUCGCCAGCCUCAUGGAGAACACGCAGACCCUGCAGCCCAUCAGCGGCCUGCUCACCCCUCAGCUGGCCACCUCCGUCACGGCCUCCUGCCUCAACUUCGUCAUCAUCAUGAUCCUCAACUUCUUCUACGAGAGAAUAGCCAUCUGGAUCACUGACAUGGAGAUCCCCAGAACUCAUAUGGAGUAUGAGAACAGGCUCACUAUGAAAAUGUUUUUGUUCCAGUUUGUCAACUACUAUUCAUCCUGCUUCUAUGUGGCCUUCUUCAAAGGGAAGUUUGUUGGUUACCCAGGUGCCUACACAUACAUGUUUAAUCGCUGGAGAAAUGAAGAGUGUGAUCCUGCAGGCUGCUUGAUAGAACUGACGACACAGCUCACCAUAGUGAUGGCUGGCAAACAGAUCUGGGGAAAUAUCCAGGAGGCUAUCGUUCCCUGGAUUUGUAACUGGUGGGGUCGUCGGAAAGCCAGGAAUAAUCCUGAAAAUUUAUACAGUCGCUGGGAGCAAGACCAUGAUCUGCAGAUAUUCGGAGCCUUAGGCCUGUUCUAUGAAUAUUUAGAAAUGGUCAUUCAGUUUGGAUUCAUUACCCUCUUUGUGGCAUCCUUUCCCCUGGCUCCCCUUCUUGCUCUGAUGAAUAAUAUCCUGGAGAUCCGUGUGGACUCCUGGAAGUUAACCACUCAGUACAGGAGGCCUGUGGCUGCCAAAGCUCACAGCAUCGGGGUGUGGCAGGAAAUCCUCAACGGGAUGGCCAUCCUGUCUGUUGUCACUAACGCUUUUAUUGUUGCGUUCACGUCAGAUAUGAUCCCUCGUUUAGUUUACUACUAUGCUUAUUCUGAAAAUGAAGACUCACCAAUGUCUGGAUACAUAAACAACAGUUUGUCAGUGUUUCAAAUCUCAGAUUUUCCUGAGAGAAAUGAACCUAAAGAGAAUCCAGAAAACUUUGUUAUAUGCAGGUACAGAGACUAUCGAUACCCUCCAGAUCAUGAGAAGAAAUACUUACACACCAUGCAGUUCUGGCACAUUCUCGCUGCAAAACUGGCCUUUAUAAUUAUUAUGGAGCAUGUUGUAUUCAUCGUCAAAUUCUUUGUGGCAUGGAUGAUCCCUGAUGUUCCUGCAGAUGUGAAAGCCAAAAUAAAACGUGAGAAGUAUUUAACACAAAAAAUCCUACAUGAGUAUGAACUUGAGAAACUGAAGGAGAGACUGUGCCAAGGUGAUAAAGGAGCCACAGAAAAGGAGUUCAUCGCCACGGAAGGGAGAAUGGAGCUAUCCAGAGCAAUGUAGCCAAAACCCAGCCGUGUUGGGUUUAGGUCGUUUCAGCUUCUUCUAUCUGUGGUUUGCUCAGUAUGCAUCAUGUUGAAAGCUGCAGGAGCGUUCAACCCUUCUCUCUCAAUCCAAAGAUUUUAAAGUUUUCUUUAAGAGUUUUACUGAGCUUUCAAUGUUGACGAAAUCUAUUCAACUGUAUGAUUUCAGUACUGGUUUUUAUUUACCCAUGACUUUGAAUAGGAAAUGUAAUCUUGUAAUCCUGGAAUUCUGGCUCCUGGUGUGGGGACUGUUAACUCAAAGGGCUCACAGGACACAAUAAGGUCAUUUACCACCAAGCCCUCUCCCUGUUGCUAAUUGCAGCAUUCCGGGCUGUAUCCCAGCUGACUGAAAAGGAUACCACAGAGAACCACUGCUGUGGAAAAGGCUGAAAAUUAUUAUUUUUGUUAUGUGAUAACUUAAAUAGAACACUCCUGAUAUAAGGGUUAAGGUUUGGGACUUUUUUUAUAUUCACUAUGUCUUAACGAAACAUUGGUUUGAACUUCUGUACAUCUUGUGGAGGGAGCUGAUUUUUAGAGCUAUAUUGGCUUAAUUCCACUUGGAAUUAUUUGUAGGCACAAAAUUCAGUAAAAACAUACUAGUGAAGGGAAAAAAGAAGCCAUAAUUUAUUUUCAUAAAGAUACUUUUUAUGGAAGAGUUUACUCUCUAAAUGCAGAUAUUGUGGAAUCACCUAAAUGCAGUGGGGUUUGAAAAGCUGUAUAUGAUUUGGAGAGUAACAGUUAUUUAAUUUCUCAUGCUCAAAAACAACCGUUGGAAGAUUGUUCGAGAUUGGUUUUGGCCAAAGCUGCUGGUUUGUUUAUUUAUUUCCUUGUUUGGAUUCUCAAUGAAUGCCAGCAAAGGGCUGAAGCUGUGUCUGUCCUCGAUGCAUCCUUUGGAGUGUGCCUGCGCUCCAUGGCACUGGAUGGGGAGCUGGACCACCAUACCAGUUGGUUUAGCUGAAUGGUUUGGUCUUGGACUUCUAUCCAAAAGAUUUUAAGCAUGCCAAAUAAUCUGUAUUUAUGCUGUUAUUAUCCUUAUACAUAGUAUCUUGAGGCUUGGGCGUUGUUCUGGGUUGUUGUUUUUUUUUUUUUUCCUUUUUAAUCUUUGGGAAGGAUUUUUUUUUCUUUUUUGUUAGGUGGCUUUUCUACAAAGUUAAUGAGUUUAUAAAUAUAUAAUAACUAUUUGUGCCAAGUAGUUUCCAGCUGUUUCAGAACGUGCCCGAAUUUUCUCCCUCAUUGAAGCAGGUAGGCCUUCUUAUGAUCUUGCUGUAUAUUUAAAACAUAUCAACGCUUCCGUGCUUAGUGCCUUGUUUCUUUGCGUUUAGCAAGAGGUGUGAAAAUGAUCUCUGCAGGGCAGUGCCUAUUUCCAGAAUGUGCUUGCAGGCAUCAGGGUACUGUGAGCCUGCAGACAGUGCUGUUCAGUGUUACCACACCCUGCCUGCCUUGGCACACUUUGUUUCGGUGCCACGUGGACUGCUGGAGAGCAGUUUGUGCCCGGACUGCAGACUGUUGUAACACCAACACGAUUCAGCUCUCUCACGCUGAAUACACAAGGUAGACAAGAUUAGAGAAUUCUGCUCUAUUUGCACUUUGAAAGUCAUACUUCCUCGCAAGUAUUGACGUCAAAAUUGAGAUUUGUGUUCUGUAUCAGCUGAUACAUACUGUCCCCACAGCGUGGGGCAGGUUGUUUUAGCAAACCUCGCCUGUGCCUAGGAGUACUUGGUGAGUGACCUCGAUGUUGUGACAGUUUAAAUCAGUGUCCUGAGUGGAGCUGUUGUCUUCAGCAGAAGGAUUGGUAGGAGGUGCCUCCCUGGAGCGCACAUCAUCACAGCUUGGCUGCCGGUUGAGGCGUCGAUGCCGAUGUACAUUUCUCGUUACUGUAAGUUAUUCACCUUCGUUCUCUGAGGUUGCUUGAUCGAUCAAGCGCUUUGGCAAUUUAUGUUCGUGAUGAACCGGUCGUGUUCUUGAAUAUUCAGAUAUGUUUGAAGUAAUGGAUCUGUCGGAGGAAUGCAUGUGUAAAUAAAUCAGCUCUGCUGCUUAAUGUGUAAGCCAAAGAAGAGUAUCGGCCACCAGUCGUAAUCACAUAUCAAACACCACAAUUUGCACAAUGAAAGCACUGUGCUGCAUCUUGCACAUAGACUGUUAAUUAAACUGCUCAAUUUAGAUGCCGUGGGUUACUUACUGUUUGCAGUGCAAACAGAUGCUUCUAACAGAAAGGUUGAUGCGAUGCAAAAGGAUAUAUUUCUGUGCAAAAUGUACAACCUGACUGAAGCUGAAAACAUUUGGAAAUUCAGCGUUAGAUGCACUAUUUCUGUUUAUGGGAGAUUAGUUUCUUCAAGUAAUAAAGUGUCCUGAUAUAUUGCCCUUGAGAAGAUAUCAGAAAAGAGGUGUCUUGUGAAUGAACAAUGCUAUUUAAAAGCAAGAUGGAGGAAAAUAAGGAAAUGCUUUUGUUUGGGAUAUAGCAUUGAUGUGCAGGCCCUGAAUCUGAAUUGAUGUUUUGACUCCUAUCUUGUGCUUCCUACAAACUUAUUUUUUAAGAUCACUUGCUAUUUAAUGCAGUACAAACAGAUGUUUUGUAUAUGUUGUAUCAUACAGUACGAAGUGGCAAAACCCCUGGGAUCAGCUUAUUUAGGAAGAAAUACAUAUGUAUCUUAAAAAUAACUCAUUAUACUUCAUAGCUUUGUAUACAGAAACUGUUGAGAAGAGAAUCUGUUGUCAUACUAAAAGCUAAUAUCACAAAAAAAUCAGCCUUGGCACCUUUUUUACGUAAUAGUUUGCCUUGACUUGCCAUUAAGCAGUAUUUUGACCGAAGGUAUCGGUACGGUCGGGUUUGUAAUGGUUCACAUAAGUUUCCUGAAGUGUUCUUGAAAAGCGACAGAAGUGAGGAAAGCCUGGUCAGUUUGGACAUGUGUUGAUUGUUACUGUUGGAAUAUUUCAUUUUGGUGCAAUUCAGUAUCUAAAAGUGUCCUUUAACCAAAGUGAAUGAAGUUCUGUAUUGCAAUUACUGUAAUUUAAGCAACAAUAGGUUGCCUCAUCAGAAUUAGUUACACAAAAAAACUGACCUUACAGGUGUAAUACAAUCAGGGAAAUUUUUUUUAUUAUUUUAUUUUUUUGCAAUUCCAGUUUAGGUUUUUUUUUACCUUGGGCAGGUUUAGUGUGGUAUGUUCUAAGCAAUGGACUGCAAAAGAGGAGUGCUACUAUGAGACACUAUCCUGUUUUUCCUUGAAAUUGUUCUUACUCUGCUUUUACUCAUUUGUGUAACGGUGUCAGUUUGAGGCAACAGAGCUGCGUGCAAAUGGAUGGAGUUUCUGACUAUUUUUCAUGUACCACUUGUUUGACUUGUACUGUCCUGUAAUCUGAGUAGCAUUUUUGUCUGCUGAGUAUGUGGCUGAACUAUAUGAUACACUAAUGUCGGAAUAAUUUUUUUAAACAUUCUGCUAACAUUUAAUAUGCACACUUAUUAAGAUCGAAGUCUAGCAAAUAAAGCUGUGUUCAUUUUUAA